AUGGCCCGAGAAGGCAGCCCUAAGCGCCGGAAGCUGGACUCAGACCGCUUGACUCCAACUUCGUCCAGCCAGCCAUCCAGACACCUUUACGCCCCACGAAGUCGACUACAAACUAACCGAGAUGACAAGCUUGUCAGCACCAGUCGUGCGUCCACUCCCCGCGGCAUACGCAAUGGAGAUUCUACCCCUCACCAGGAGGCGUUUCAAGGCCCAGAAUCACUUGUCGAUAUCGAAGACACCCUCGCACUAGAUCGGGACUGGUACACAGGUGACGAAUUAGGACAUACCUUCGGUGACGAGACUCAUAACCCGUUCGGUGGGGCGGACAGCACAUGGGCGGAUCAACAGCGCGAAGCAGCACUGUCCGAGAGGAAGAAUAACAAGCGCAUUAGUGCCCGCGCAGCGCAGAAGCAGAAGGAUGUCGACGCCUGGGAGACGAAUCGCAUGUUGACCUCUGGCGUGGCACAGAGGAGAGAAUACGAUGCCGACUUUGACGACGAUGAAGAAUCCACUCGUGUUCAUUUGCUCGUGCAUGAUUUGCGCCCACCGUUUCUAGACGGCCGGACGGUUUUUACAAAGCAACUGGAUCCUGUCUCUGCUGUGCGGGAUCCACAGAGUGAUAUGGCAGUGUUCAGCCGGAAGGGAAGUAAGGUUGUGCGCGAGAAGAGAGCGCAGAAGGAACGACAGAAGCAGGCACAGGAUGCUACUAAGAUGGCUGGGACGGCACUAGGGAAUCUCAUGGGCAUUAAGGAGGAUGAUGGAGAUAGUGCAGCAGCGAUCCCUGCGGAGGAGGAGGGCCAACAUAAGGGUAGUAAAUUUGCGGAGCAUUUGAAGAAGAGUGAAGGAGCCAGUGCUUUUAGCAAGAGCAAAUCGCUUAAGGAGCAGCGGGAGUAUUUGCCAGCUUUUGCAGUCAGAGAGGAGCUUUUAAGGGUUAUCAGGGAUAACCAGGUAGUAAUUGUCGUUGGGCAAACUGGUUCAGGAAAAACCACCCAAUUGACGCAAUUUCUUUACGAGGAUGGAUAUGCAAAACUUGGAAUGAUUGGCUGUACGCAACCAAGACGUGUCGCUGCGAUGAGUGUCGCGAAGCGCGUCAGUGAGGAGAUGGAGGUUAAAUUGGGAGGUCUUGUUGGAUAUGCCAUUCGUUUUGAGGAUUGCACCAGCAAUGAAACAGCUAUCAAAUAUAUGACCGACGGCGUGCUGUUAAGAGAGUCUCUGGUUCAACCUGACCUUGACAAAUAUUCUUGUAUUAUCAUGGAUGAAGCCCAUGAGCGGGCCUUGAAUACGGACGUCUUGAUGGGUCUCAUUAAAAAAGUUCUUGCCCGUAGACGGGACUUGAAGCUCAUUGUCACUUCAGCCACCAUGAACGCAGAACGAUUCUCGAAAUUCUACGGCGGAGCUCCAGAGUUCUUCAUCCCUGGACGGACAUUUCCUGUAGAUAUUCAAUACUCGCGAUCACCUUGUGAAGACUAUGUCGACAGUGCAGUGAAACAAGUUUUGGCUAUCCAUGUUUCGCAAGGACCUGGGGAUAUUCUUGUUUUCAUGACCGGGCAAGAGGAUAUCGAGGUGACUUGUGAAAUAAUAGCAGAGCGAUUAGCCCUCCUAAAUGACCCCCCGAAGAUUAGCAUUCUGCCAAUAUACAGUCAGAUGCCGGCUGACCUGCAAGCAAAAAUUUUCGACAGGGCCCCGCCCGGAGUUAGGAAGGUGAUUGUUGCCACCAACAUUGCGGAAACUAGUUUAACUGUCGAUGGAAUCAUGUAUGUGGUCGAUGCUGGAUUUUCUAAAUUAAAGGUUUAUAAUCCACGAAUGGGAAUGGACACCCUCCAAAUCACACCCAUCUCGCAAGCGAACGCGUCGCAGCGUGCUGGUCGUGCUGGACGAACUGGACCUGGCAAAGCUUAUCACUUGUUCACAGAACUUGCGUUUAAAAACGAAUUAUACAUCCAGACCAUCCCUGAAAUCCAGCGAACAAACCUGUCCAAUACAGUGCUUUUGUUGAAAUCCUUAGGGGUCAAGGAUCUGCUCGAUUUCGACUUUAUGGACCCACCGCCACAGGACACUAUUACUACGUCGCUCUUUGAUCUCUGGGCACUGGGCGCCAUUGAUAAUCUUGGAGACUUGACACCAAUGGGUCGCCGCAUGAGUGCUUUUCCAAUGGACCCAUCUCUCGCGAAGCUUCUCAUCAGCGCGUCUGAAGAAUAUGACUGUAGUGAGGAGAUGCUAACGAUUGUUUCAAUGCUUUCCGUACCUGGUGUAUUCUACCGGCCCAAAGAGCGCCAGGAAGAAUCAGAUGCUGCCCGAGAGAAAUUUUUCGUGCCUGAAUCCGACCAUCUGACUCUGCUCCAUGUAUACACACAGUGGAAAUCGAACGGCUACUCGGAUGCAUGCUGCGGAACUGACUGGGACGUUAUACGAAAGUGUAUAUGUUCUGGCUACUACCACCAGGCUGCCAGGGUCAAAGGGAUUGGCGAGUAUAUUAAUCUCCGCACUAGCGUAACCAUACAACUUCACCCUACGAGCGCGCUAUACGGUCUUGGUUACCUUCCCGACUAUGUGGUAUACCACGAAUUGAUUCUAACGAGCAAGGAGUAUAUGUCUACCGUUACAUCUGUGGACCCUCGGUGGCUUGCGGACCUAGGUGGAGUUUUCUACUCGAUAAAAGAAAAAGGUUACUCGGCCCGUGAGCGCCGUGUGACGGAGCAUGAAUUCAACAGGCGGAUGGAAAUCGAGGCACAGAUGGCUGCUGAUCGCGAACGUGCAGCUGAGCAAAAACGGAAAGCUGCUGAAGAGGAUACACUGCGACGGAAGCAGGAUGCGGAAGGUAGCUCUGCUCAUGUAGGGAUGAAACCUGUAGUAAAACUGCCAGUGAGGAAGCCUGGAUCUUAUGUCCCUGCUGGGGCUUUGCAUUGA
Molecule: messenger RNA, 2907 nt
Organism: Histoplasma mississippiense
Lineage: Eukaryota; Fungi; Ascomycota; Eurotiomycetes; Onygenales; Ajellomycetaceae
Product: pre-mRNA splicing factor ATP-dependent RNA helicase prp16
Exons: 5
Coding region: 1-2907 (968 amino acids)
Biological process (GO): mRNA splicing, via spliceosome
Cellular component (GO): intracellular anatomical structure; spliceosomal complex
Molecular function (GO): ATP binding; RNA binding
Source: RefSeq, a predicted model, not a curated record